AUGGAGUGCAGCAGGCGUGCGGCCCAAGUGCAGCACACCAUCUUCUCGGAGGGGACAGCUUCCAGGCAGGCCGAUCGGCACAGACCCGGGCUGAGGCCGGGAAUGCCGGCAGCCGGGAGCCAGCUGGCCGGCGAGGGGAGACCCACAGAAGAGAUCAUCAGCCUCACCAAACAGGCCAUCCAGCACUCACGAGACAAGCUAGACCAGAUCGCAGCCACCACCCCAGAACAGGCCAACUUCAACACAGUCAUCCUGCCACUCGCCGACAACGACCUCAUCACCACCACCCCCGAAUGCUUGACCUUCUACCAAUACGUAUCCCCAGAGGAAGAGCUCAGGAAGGCGGCCACCGAAGCAGACAAGCUCAUCCAGGAGUACGACCUCGAAGUAUGCUCGCGGAUGGACAUCUACCACGCACUGCUGGCCGCCAAGAAAAACAUCAACCACCACUCACUCGACGACGAAUCAAUCCGGCUCAUCGAGAAACUGUCGAUCGAACGCACCAGGAACGGCCUCCAUCUCGACCAGGACGCCCGGCUGAAAUUCAACACGCUCAAGAACAAGAUCAAUAACCUGGCCAUCGACUUCCAGAAGAACCUGAACGAAGAGCAAGGCAAGAUCUGGUUCACCCCCGAGGAACUAGAAGGUGUCCCAGAGGACGUCCUCUCCGGCUUCGAGAAAGACGAUCAAGGCAGGCUGGCCAUGACCUUCAAGACACCCGACUACACACCCGUCAUCCAGUAUGCGGUCCGACCCGAGACACGCAAGAGAGCCUCCCUAGGCUACGACUCGCGCGCAGAGAUCAACGUGCCCAUCCUCGAGGAGAUCAUCAACCUCCGGCGAGAGGCCGCCGCCGCACUGGGCAAACCCAACUGGGCCGCCCAUGCGCUCGAGAUCAAGAUGGCCAAGGAGGUCAAGACCGUCGCCGGAUUCUUGGACGACCUGCGCACGAAGAUCCAGCCCAUCGCCCAGAAAGAGCGCCGCGAACUGCUCAAGAUCAAGGCCGAGGAAGUCCAGAAAUUGGGCUUGGACACCGAUCCGAGCAAGCUCUACGUCUGGGACUACCGAUACUACGACCGCCUGUAUACGGAGGGAAACCUGGACCUGAAGGCAGAGCUCGUCAAGGAGUACUUCCCCGUAUCGGUAGUGGUGGAAGUCAUCCUGGAGACAUACCAAGCGCUGCUCUCGGUCAAGUUCUUCCAAGUCAAGGAGGCCGAGCUGUGGCACCCCAAUGCCUCCCAAUGGGCCGUCUGGGACUCGGCGGCCGUCGAGGAUGGCCGGGCCUCCACCAAGGGCGAAGGCUUCCUGGGCUAUUUACAUCUGGAUCUCGAGCCCAGAGCCAAUAAGUACGGCCAUGCCGCCGUCUGGGGUCUGCUCCCGGGCUACGAGAAGAAGGACGGCUCCCGGCACUACCCUGUAGCGGCCAUGGUGGCCAACUUGGCCAAAGGGACCGCCCAGAAGCCGGCCUUGCUGACCCACGACAGCGUGGUCACCUUCUUCCACGAGAUGGGCCACGUCUUCCACCAACUGUGCAGCCAGACCAAAUAUUCGCGCUUCCACGGGACCAGCGUGGCCCGAGACUUCGUCGAGGCGCCCUCGCAGAUGCUCGAGAACUGGUGCUGGACGGAGAGCCAGUUGGUGAAGAUGUCCCAGCACUAUCUGCGCAAGGAGGAGAAGCUGCCCAAGGAGCUCGUCCGCAAGAUCAUCGCGAGUCGGGAUGUCAACUCGGGCUUGUUCAACUUGCGCCAGAUCUUCUUCGGCUUGUACGAUAUGCAUGUCCAUACUGCGUCUGAGACCGAAAACUUGACCAAGUAUUGGUGCGAGCUGAGGGACCAGAUCUCGCUGCUUGACUCCGACGAAGACGCGCGGGCGCCCGGGCAGAGCUCGUUCGGCCACAUUGUGGGCGGGUAUGAUGCGGGAUACUACGGAUACCUGUAUUCGCAGGUCUUUUCGGCAGACAUGUACGAGAGCGUGUUCGCCAACGACCCGAUGUCCGCCGCCGCCGGAACCCGCUACCGGGACGAGAUCCUGAAGCCGGGAGGGGCGCGCGACGAGCUCGUCAGUCUUACCAAGUUCCUGGGACGCCCGCCGAACGACAAGGCCUUCUUGGAUCGGCUCCUCAGGAACCAGGUCUGA
This is a messenger RNA of Puccinia triticina, 2136 nucleotides long. RefSeq lists its product as uncharacterized. The transcript has 14 exons. Lineage: Eukaryota; Fungi; Basidiomycota; Pucciniomycetes; Pucciniales; Pucciniaceae. Gene Ontology annotation, molecular function: metalloendopeptidase activity. The coding region runs from base 1 to 2136 and encodes 711 amino acids. The record is from RefSeq and is a predicted model, not a curated record. Gene Ontology annotation, cellular component: mitochondrial intermembrane space. Gene Ontology annotation, biological process: peptide metabolic process; proteolysis.